Messenger RNA from Solea senegalensis (Senegalese sole), 8091 nucleotides. RefSeq names its product Rap guanine nucleotide exchange factor 2b (gene rapgef2b). Gene Ontology annotation, molecular function: guanyl-nucleotide exchange factor activity; protein binding. The transcript has 31 exons. Bases 324 to 5294 code for a protein of 1656 amino acids. Gene Ontology annotation, biological process: positive regulation of ERK1 and ERK2 cascade; small GTPase-mediated signal transduction. The record is from RefSeq and is a predicted model, not a curated record. Lineage: Eukaryota; Metazoa; Chordata; Actinopteri; Pleuronectiformes; Soleidae.
ACAGAAAGAAGUUCCCCCCCCCUCCCCUCCCCUCCCUCUUCUUCUCGGUGGGACUGGUGUUAGCAGCCGCGGUUCCGGGGCUCGGGUAACAGAAAGACAAGACACACCGAGGAGACUGCUCGGCUGUCUGGCUCCAGUCGUGGCCUGGCUCCGGGCACUCCCAGCUUAUCCGCUAGCAUUGGAGCACAAGCGACAAGACUAAGGCGAAGACAGCGGGGUGGACUUGUUCUGCUGCACAUAGACCCGCGUCUCUGGAUAACUAUACACGUUUUUUUUUACACAGGAUAAACCCCUUCAUCUCACGCACGGCGUCUCCUAAAACAAUGGCGUCUUAUGUGGAUAACAGCUUUCGGCAGGCUGUGAUGAUGAAUCCGGCUGAAAGGACGCAACAGGACCUGGAGAUCGUCUACUCUUAUCUCCACGGCAUGGAGGCCUUGUCCAACCUCCGCGAGCAUCAGCUGAGGAUAAUGUGCGAGACGGUUCGUUAUGAGAGACACGAGGCCAACGAAGUGCUAUACUACCCUGAUGACAUUGGAAGCUGCUGGUACAUCCUGCUGUCAGGCUCCGUCUUCAUUAAGGAGUCCAUGUUCCUGCCCAGAAGCAGUUUUGGGAAGCGAUCAGCAGGCAGCCUGCGUCGUGGAUGUGAGUGCAUCGUACUGGAACCCUCAGAGAUGAUUGUGGUGGACUAUAUGGAUGAAAAUGAGGAAUACUUUCAGCGACAAGCCUCGCACAGACAGUCCCGCCGGCGCUUUCGGAAGAUCAACCAGAAAGGCGAGAGGCAGACGAUCAUCGACACAGUGGAUCCGUACCCCACAGGGAAGCCUCCCAUAGCCCGGGGAUACCACACGGAAUGCAAUAAACCUCAGCUCCCCGCCGACUUCAGCAGACUUCACCUGGCCGACGGCUUGCACCCACAGGUGACCCACGUCUCCUCCAGCCACUCAGGAUGUAGUAUCACCAGCGACUCUGGAAGCAGCAGCCUGUCAGACAUUUACCAGGCCACAGAGAACGAACCGGGUGACAUGGACCUGAGUGGCCUCCCAGAGACCGCCGUCGACUCUGAGGAGGACGACGAUGAAGAGGACAUCGAGCGAGCGUCGGAUCCCCUCAUGAGCCGGGACAUUGUGCGAGAUUGCCUGGAGAAGGACCCGAUGGACAGAACCGAUGAUGACAUCGAGCAAUUACUGGAGUUCAUGCAUCAACUGCCGGCGUUUGCAAACAUGACCAUGUCAGUGAGGAGGGAACUCUGCGCCGUCAUGGUUUUUGCUGUGGUGGAACGCGCCGGCACCAUCGUUCUGAAUGAUGGAGAGGAGUUGGACUCCUGGUCGGUGAUUCUGAAUGGUUCCGUGGAAGUGACGUACCCGGACAACCGGACUGAGAUCCUGUGCAUGGGGAACAGCUUCGGCGUGUCUCCAACCAUGGAAAAGGAAUACAUGAAGGGUGUGAUGAAGACCAAGGUGGAUGACUGCCAGUUUGUGUGCAUCGCCCAGCAGGACUACUGCUGCAUCCUCAACCAGGUGGAGAAGAACAUGCAGAAGGUGGAGGAGGAAGGUGAGAUUGUGAUGGUGAAGGAGCACCGCGAACUGGACCGCACUGGCACCAGGAAAGGACACAUCGUCAUCAAGGGCACAUCGGAGCGUCUCACCAUGCACCUAGUGGAGGAGCACUCUGUGGUGGACCCCACGUAUAUAGAGGACUUCCUCUUGACCUACAGGACCUUCCUCUCCAGCCCCAUGGUCGUGGGCAAGAAGCUGCUGGAGUGGUUCCACGACCCCAGUCUCAGGGACAAGGUUACACGGGUAGUCUUGCUGUGGGUAAACAAUCACUUCAACGACUUUGAGGGUGACCCUGCUAUGACUCACUUUCUGGAGGAGUUUGAGAACAAUCUGGAGAAAGAAGUAAGUGUUAAUAAAAUGUGUGGGCAUCUUAGACUGUUAAAUAUUGCGUGUGCUGCUAAAGCCAAGCCGCGGCUGGUGACACUGACCAAGCCGUCCAGAGACUCUCCGCUGGCGUUCAGCCUGCUCGGAGGUCAGGAGAAAGGUUUCCGCAUCUUUAUCGAUGCCGUGGAGCCUGGGAGCAAAGCAGCGGAAGUCGGCCUUAAGCGUGGAGAUCAGAUCUUAGAGGUCAAUGGGCAGAACUUUGAGAAUGUCCAGCUCAGCAAAGCCAAUGAGAUUCUGAAGAACAACACCCACUUGUCAAUAACUGUGAAAACAAACCUUUUAGUGUUCAAAGAACUCCUUUUGAAGCCUGACCACGACCACGACCUGGACGGCGAGGAGGAGCACGACCGAAAGAACGGAGCGCCUCACCUUCCAAAGAUUGGGGACAUCAAGAAGGCCAGCCGCUACUCCAUCCCUGACCUGGCGGUGGACGUGGAGCAGGUGAUGGGCCUGGAGAAGGUCAGCAAGAAAGCCAAGUCCAACUCGGUGGGAGGACGCAACAAGCUGAAGAAGAUCUUCGACAAGACGAUCACCAGCAUCCUGCCUCCUAAACCAUACAAUGACGUUUGUGUGGGCCAAUCACAGGACGACAGCAUUGUGGGCAUGAAACAGUCCAAACAGAUCCCACCAGCUCUGCCCGUCAGCGGGAACCUCUCAUCGUCGAACCCAGACCUCCUGCAGUCUCACCAUCGCAUCCUUGACUUCAACAACCAGCCAGUUCCAGUCGUACCAAACAUGUCUGACCAGGUGCUGAGGGUCUUCAAGGCUGACCAGCAGUCUCGGUACAUCAUGAUCGGGAAGGACACGACGGCUAAGGAGGUGGUCGCCCAGGCCAUCAGGGAGUUCGCCCUGACUGCGGCGCCAGAAGCUUAUUCACUGUGUGAGGUGUCUGUCACGCCAGAGGGCGUCAUCAAGCAGAGGCGACUACCAGACCAGCUCUCCAAACUGGCUGACAGAAUUCAGCUCAGCGGAAGAUACUACCUAAAGAGCAACAUGGAGACGGAGACGCUAUGUUCAGACGAGGACGCUCAGGACCUCCUCCGAGAAGGCCAGAUCUCCCUGUUGCAGCUCAGUACGGUGGAGGUGGCCACGCAGCUCUCCAUGCGGGCUUUUGAACUCUUCUGCGCCAUCGAACCCACUGAAUACAUCGACGACCUGUUCAAGCUCCGCUCAAAGACGGGCUCGGCCAGUCUGAAGCGCUUCGAGGAGGCCAUCAAUCACGAGACGUUCUGGGUGGCCACGGAGGUGACGCGGGAGCCCAACCAGCUCAAACGCAUGAAGACGGUCAAGCACUUCAUCAAGAUCGCCCUGCACUGCCGCGAGUGCAAGAACUUCAGCUCCAUGUUUGCCAUCAUCAGCGGUCUGAACUUGGCUCCAGUCUCCAGACUGAGGGGAACGUGGGAGAAGCUCCCGAGCAAGUACGAGAAGCUGUUCGGGGACCUGCAGGACCUCUUCGACCCUUCCAGAAAUAUGGCCAAGUACAGGAACGUCCUCAACAAUCAAAACCUCCAGCCACCCAUCAUCCCUCUGUUCCCCGUCAUCAAGAAGGACCUCACCUUCCUACACGAAGGCAAUGACUCUAAAGUGGACGGCCUGGUCAACUUUGAGAAACUGAGGAUGAUUGCCAAAGAAAUUCGCCACGUCGGUCGCAUGGCGUCAGUGAAUAUGGACCCAGCUCUCAUGUUCCGGACCAGGAAGAAGAAAUGGAGAAGUUUAGGGUCUCUAAGCCAGGGUAGUGCCAACGCGACCGUGCUCGACGUCACGCAGACAGGGGGCCACAAGAAGCGGGUGCGUCGCAGCUCCUUCCUGAACGCCAAAAAGCUUUACGAGGACGCCCAGAUGGCCAGAAAGGUCAAACAGUACUUGUCCAACCUCAGCCUGGAGACGAACGAGGAGAGUCUGCAGACGCUGUCGCUGCAGUGUGAGCCCUCCAUCAGUACGCUGCCGAAGAAUGCUGGUGGGAAACGGCCGGACACGUCCCCGGUCGUGUCUCGGGCUGCCAGUCAGCAGAGGGGGCAGCUGGCCAAAGGAAACCAGGCCCUCCAGGUCCCCGCCGUGGCACUUUACCCAUCCCGGAAGAAAGUUCCGGUCAAAGAUCUGCCGCCUUUUGGCACCAGCUCCCCGCAGUCUCUGAAGAAGAUUCUGUCGCUGUCGGAGGAAGGGAGCGACCGGCAUCGGAGGCAGCCAGAGGACACAGUGUCCAACGCCUCCUCCCAGCUCUCCUCCCCUCCCACCUCCCCCCAAAGCUCGCCCAAGAAGGGUUACAACAGGAUGGGAGACGCCUACUCAGACUCUGGUCACAGUGAGAUCUCGUCUCGCUCCAGCCUCGUCAGUAACUCCUCCUUCGACAUGGCCCAGGAGGAGAGGAGACUCCGCCACUCGGGAGGAGUCGGGGAAUCUCACAUCGGGGGAUCGCGGCUCGAACGAAGAGCCACCACUGAUCCUGACCAGUACAGCCUUGGGUCGUAUUCGUCGAUGCAGGACUGUCGGGGUAUCUAUGCCGGCUGCCCCACGGUGCUGUCCUCGCCCAGUUCAGAGGAGCUAACUCAGGAUCAGGGCGAUCGGGUUUCCCUCGAUGCCGCCGACAGCGGUCGCGGAUCCUGGACUUCCUGCUCCUCUGGUUCCCAUGACAACAUUCAGACAAUGCAGCAGGGACGUAGCUGGGAGACUCUGGCUUUCGGCGGAGGCGGCAUCGGUGGCCUCCCGCCCGGUGGACCGGAGGCAUUUUUAGGAGGACCCGCUGCUCUGUGGGCAGCUCAGGCCAGAGGGAGCUGGGCGUCCGCCAGUUCCUCCUCGUCCUCGGCCGCGUACUGGGGCGAGGACUCCGAGGGCGACACUGGCACCAUCAAGAGGAGAGGAGGGAAGGACGUCAACGCCGACCCAGAGACCAGUAGCAUCACAUCGACUGGGUCGGAGGAGGCCAAACAGCUGGGCCGGCCGUCUCCGUCGCCCAUCACAGCCGGGGGUAAAGGCCUCAUUUCGCGGAAAGAAAGCCGUUACCGCGAGCCUCCCCCGACACCCCCAGGCUACACCGCCCUGACCAUCUCUGACCUCGCCGAAGGACAACACCCGGCGCCGAACACCCCCACGCCCACAUCGACGCACUCGGGCCGCCGGCCGCCCGACUACACCACGGCGCUGCAGCGCUCCCGCAUGGUCACGCAGUCGCCCGACUCUCACCAGGCCCACCAGGGGGCGAAGCAGAGGUCGGGCGGCCUCCACCGCACUCGCUCACCGGCCGAGGACCAAGAGCCCGAUGAUGAAGAGGAGGGUGAGUCCUUGUCUUCCAAACUAGUCGCUCUGAGGAAGCCAAAGCCAGUGGCACGGCAUACACCCGAGACUCCCAGACCCUGAGAGUGUGUGUGCGGGGGUAAACAGGCAGGGCCCCUCCCUCAAAGGCAGAGGACGAGCAGGUGUCGGCAGUGUGAGCGAGCGAGGGACGGACGGCGGUCGCGACGUCCUCUCGCUGUAACUUGAAGUCUGCCUGUUGUUCAGGGCGCUGAAGAAGAAACAAGGACUCAUCGUCAGUUACAUACGUGCCUGCCUCCCUCCUCCACAGGUUCUCCCUCCUGGUCAGUGGGUUCCUCUGCUCGUCUCCCUCUCCCCUGCCUUAAAGCAUCAUGGGGGGUUGAAAGACCCUGCAUGCAAAAAAAUACUGUGAAGAAGAAGAAGAAGAGGAGGAGGAGGAGGACGGAGAUGGAGAGGAGGUCAAAGACGAUGUCUGGCACUUUGGAGAAAAGACGCGUUCACACAGAAAAAACACAUUUUGACGUCGCUGUUAGAAACAGGACCGGCUCCUUAAGACCUGGACCCAGUGACACAAACCCCGCCCCCUCCCACCCCAAACCCCCACCUGUUAACGACAUCAUGACGUGUUGAGCUUCAUCUGCACUUUUUUUCCUCAUUUUCUACUUUCUAAAAAAAAACAAAAACAGAACAAAGAACUGAAACCCGACGGAGAGAGAAAACAACGUGACUUCCUUCUAGAUUUCAUUAUUUCUUCUGUUUACAUUUCUUUGACUGAUUGCACUCCGGGAGCCGAAAAGAAAAAAAAGAAGAGAGAAAUUAAGUUAUAAUAAACCUUAAAUCUUACAUUUCUCUGCCUGGACUGAAGAAGAAGACAACAAAAAAAAAACAACCCAUCUGUUGUUGAGUGUUCAAACUCAAAAAAAUCCAGUAUUAUCCACACGUGGAAUCUUAUUAAAGCUCGGAGGAGAGUGAACACACACACACACACACACACACACACACACACACACACACACACACACACACACACACACAGAGACAAAGCACUUUCAGCACAAUCCCAGACGUUGCCAGAUGUUUUGACCUGGACACCAGGGUAUGACUGAAUCACGUCACGUCGCCUCGGAGCGUGUCCGGUCAUUCCAUCAUCAUCAUCAUCAUCAUCCUCCUCAUCCUCAUCAUCAGACUGUGGUUAUGCUGUUACAUUGAACUGUUUGGUUUUUAAAUCAACAACAAAAAAAGCACAUGACGACGACGGCGGCGGCGACGUCUCGCGAGGUCGACUGGAGGAGGAGGAGGAGACUCAGAAGAAAGCUUCUGACGGACGCCGCUGGGAAUCUGCAUAGCUCGUGGGUCAAAGGUCAAACUGUUCUCUGAGGUUAGAAAAGUGGCCUCUCGUCCCCUUUUUAGAAACCAGGGUAUUAAACGUCCACAGACGUCGGACAGAAGCUGCGUGCGUGUGUUCAGCUGUAAAUGUUUUUACAAACAAUCUUGUACAGAGUCUUAGGGGCCGACACACACACACACACACACACACACACACACGGGAGCGAGUUUAUCUAUCUUUAGGAGAAUCUGCAAAAGGUUUCUUAUCAUAUCGGCUUUCUUCACCCUGGUGUUUUUGAUGAUAUCAGAGUCCCAACAGACAUCAUUCUUCUUCUUCUUCUUGUGUUUUUGGCAAAUGAAAGAGAGAGGAAAAGAUCACAGAGGGAGAGUUCUGUUUCCAUGUGGAUAAGGCCUUAAAUAACACAUGUACACACUUCCCUUCAAAAUAAAAGAAAAGCAUCCACAAAUGCUCCGAUUCGAAAUCCACCUCCUCAAACGUGAACGCGCCGCGUCGAAUGUGGAAAAAGCGCCUUACGGUGACGCGUACGCGACCGCAUCCUCACACGGUCGCUCUCAUCGCCGCAGCAGUGGAGCGCGAGGAAAAAAUGCCUUAUUCAAGAUACUCCCCUCCAUGUUUUUCAAGAUCUAAAGAUAUACCGUUACAUGAGGGGGGCCACCACCGCCCUGUGUUACCCCCCCCCCCUGCAUCUCUUCUUCCUCUGCUGCCGUGUGACCACGAACUCUCACGUGUGACAUCAGUGUGUAUAUCACUCACACUUGUGCAUCCAGCUUUUCCAGCAUAUCUCCGUCAGUGGAAGUGACUAAAUAUUUAAUUUCUUUUCUUUUUUUAAAUGACUCCGGUGAGGAAGCUGACGAAUGAAGAAACUUUAUUUUUUGUUUUUUUGUUUUCACGGCUGCCAAUCAGACUGAUUUUUUUUCUCCCUUCUGUCACUGAUUGAUUCGCACUGAUCACAUUGAUCAGUCUUGGAAACUUCGGACUGAAGAGAAGACGAUGAACGAGCGCAGUGUUUUUCCCACUGUGACGACAUGUUAAAUGAUUCUUGGAGGGGCGGGGGCCAGGGGCGGGGCUGGCGGCAUCGGGGCGGAUUUCUCUUUCCUUUUUUUUUGUUAUUGUAAUUCUUUUGUAAUGGCUGCAGAUAGAUUGUUAAUAAUUUGUUUGUAUUACCGUGGCAUCGUUCACUUUCCAUUCAAACUCUUGACGAUAAUUGUGCAUAAAGACAAAAAAAAAAAAAAGUUGCACAAAAAUGUACAAGCGUAAAGGUUCAAGUGUAGUGGGUAGAACUGCUACUGCCGUUUGGUGUGUGAUGUCAGUGAGACGUGUACAUUUAGCUGGUGAUGACCUUCUGUUCCUCAUUGUUUCUCGUGCUGCUCUCGACCUGUACGUCUUUUACAAAGACACUCGGCGGGGGAGCGCGUUAUCGGUUGUUUUUUUUGUAUUUUUAAUACAAUAAUUGUAAAUAUUGGUUAUAUUUUUGUUUCAAAUGUACUAUGUUUAUGCCUCAACAUCCAGUUUAUAUGAAGCUGGGAAUCAAUAAAUACUGCAUAAAGAAAUCAA